AUACUUCCUUGUGCGUCGAUGUGUGAUAGGCCUGUCAGUUCGAGGGGUUGGGCAACUGACAGUCUCCGCCUAUUUACCUACGCCAUAGCAAAAUACUGUAGAAGCCAAGGCUGAAGACGGAACGCGUACAUCAUUUUGAUACUUAUGCAGGUCCGAGAAUUUAGUCCUCUGACAAAUUGAAUGGCAAGAGCAAACAACGCGAAUAUAAAUGAAGCUUUGCAGCAACAUUGUGCUGUAUUGUGUCAUUGUAACGGAGGUCGCGAUGUAAAAGAGGCCGGUACACAGACCGACAGUAAAGUACAAGGGCAUGGCCCCAGAUUGUCAAAGGGCAACCUUUUCACACUACUUAGUCUAUGGAUGGAACUGUUCCCCAGAGAAGAACUCGUACUAAGAAAUGACGACAAUGAGUUGGUGCGAGGAACAGGCUUGGUGGUGGUCCGGGAGCACAAGGUGGUGGGUCUGCACUGCUCUGGAGCUGAGCUGCAUGCAGGCCAGUUGGCUGUGAUCCAACAUGGACCUCGGUUGGCUUCCUGUGAGCUCUACUUCUCCAGGAGACCCUGUGCCACCUGCCUCAAGAUGAUCAUCAAUGCCGGGGUGAGCAGGAUCUCCUUCUGGCCUGGAGACCCGGAGAUGAGUCUGCUGGCAGGAGCUUGUGACCGGACGGACAGCAUUUCCCAGGAGGCUGUGCUGGAUGCCGUGGCAGUUGAGAAGAUGAAAGCCAACAGUCGCCCUCACAUUGGUGUCAUUCUGCAGCCCCUGGCCCAUGGCCUGCAGCAGUUUGUGAAUGAGACCUCCAAGAAGUGUGACUUCAUGGAGAGGGUGUCCAAUGACACUCCCGAUCUGGAUGUAGAAGACCUCUUCAGGAGACAGUGGAGACAGAACUUGGGCAGGUUCUCCAGGUUCAUACUUCCGGAACAGCCCCACAGACACGUUCUUACCAAGAUGGGCCUAGAGAACUUCUGCAUGGAACCGUACUUCUCUAGCCUGCGGCAGAACAUGAGGGAGCUUGUUGAGGUUCUUGCCUCAGUGUCUGCCAGUGUUCCACUUCUCCAGCAUGGCUUCUACAAGAUGGACAAUGACAGGAAGGAGCCACUGGGUCAUGAUCUGCCUCAGGCCCGGCCGGUGUCCCAGGAGAUCGCCCGGCACUGCAUCAUACAGGCCAUGCUGCUGGCCUACAGAACAGAGGACCAUAAGGUUGGGGUCGGGGCUGUGAUUUGGGCAGAAGCUAAAUAUGGACGUUGUGAUGGUACCGGGAGGCUGUACCUGGUGGGCUGUGGGUACAAUGCCUACCCAGUGGGCUCAGAGUAUGCAGAGUACCCCCAGAUGGACAACAAGCAGCAGGACCGGCAGAGACGCAAGUACCGCUACAUCGUCCACGCCGAGCAGAACGCCCUUACCUUCAGGAGUUCUGAGGUCAAAGAUGAGGAGAACACCAUGCUGUUUGUGACCAAGUGUCCAUGUGACGAGUGUGUGCCACUGAUCCUGGGGGCGGGCAUCAAACAGAUCUACACCACGGACCUGGACAGCGGGAAGGACAAGGGGGACAUCUCUUACCUUCGCUUCAGCAGCCUCCCAGGAGUCCAAAAGUUCAUUUGGCAGAAGACCUCCCAAGAUACAUGUGCCUCCGCACACGAUGCUCAUCAUCUUGCAAAUGGAUGCAUGGGGAAGCACGACAGACAAGUGGAACAGGAGUCCCAGACUAGCAAGAGACAUCGGCCGGACCACUUUAGCAACCUUCCACCUGUCUGAACAACACUCUUAGUAGAUAAAACACCCAGGGUGUGUACAGUACUGGAGAAACCAACUGAAUAUCCUGCUGUAAGAUCCCAUCCCAGAUGGGAAUGCAUUUUGAAGAGGGGAGAAAGAAAGACAGCUUUACAUGGAUCCAGUGGAAGAAAGGAGGGAGGUUAAGGUGAUUCUAUAUUUUAAGCGGUACACCAAGGGUACUACAUACAGGGUCCCCGCGGGAACUUUUAAGGCCUUAAAAUGUCUUAAAAACAGACAGAUUUUGAUCCGAUGUCUUCAAUUUAAUUUAGUCGGGUCUAAAAAAAGGUUUUACCCUAGUUUAUUUCCAGAAUCGCUGGCCGCAAAAAGUUGUUACAAAUUAGCAUAAAAGUAUUGAGUCAUAGCCUACAAAGAAUAGCUCUAGAGUCCAGGGUUCAAAUUACGGGGCCGCUUGGGUGGUUAACACCCUUAAUCAGGACUUGGACCCCCCCCCCCCCCCCCCCCCCCCCCCC
Molecule: messenger RNA, 2237 nt
Organism: Hypomesus transpacificus
Lineage: Eukaryota; Metazoa; Chordata; Actinopteri; Osmeriformes; Osmeridae
Gene: cdadc1
Product: cytidine and dCMP deaminase domain containing 1
Exons: 10
Coding region: 181-1749 (522 amino acids)
Biological process (GO): dUMP biosynthetic process; dTMP biosynthetic process
Cellular component (GO): cytoplasm
Molecular function (GO): zinc ion binding; dCMP deaminase activity
Source: RefSeq, a predicted model, not a curated record